GACGCCGGCAGCAGCCAUUGAGACUGAGGAUCGCAACGCCCGAAGGCAGGACCAGCAAGACACACGCCCGACACGAUGGCCGACCAGAAGACCGCCCCCACGAACACCAUGAAGGAGCUUCGCAUCGACAAGCUCGUUAUCAACAUCUCCGUCGGUGAAUCUGGUGAUCGUCUCACUAGGGCAUCCAAAGUGCUUGAGCAGCUUACCGGCCAAACGCCUGUCACCUCCAAGGCACGGUACACGGUCCGUACUUUCGGAAUCCGUCGUAACGAAAAGAUCGCGGUGCACGUCACCAUCCGGGGGCCCAAGGCAGAGGAGAUUCUCGAGCGGGGACUUAAGGUCAAGGAGUACGAGCUCCGCCGCAGGAACUUCUCGGAGACCGGCAACUUCGGUUUCGGUAUCCAGGAGCACAUUGACCUCGGUGCGCGGUACGACCCCGGCAUCGGUAUCUUCGGUAUGGAUUUCUACGUCGUGAUGGGCCGGCCAGGCGCGCGGGUCGCACGCCGGAAACAGAAGAAGGCGAGGAUUGGGUUCCAACACCGUGUCAAGAAGGAGGACACGAUGGCAUGGUUCAAGCAGCGGUUCGACGGUAUCAUCUUGGCCAAGUAAACGGUCUACCCACUCUUAUCCUAUGUUGUCGCGCUGUUAUGACUAUUGCCCCGCCAUGUAUCACACUACCGGAAGCCCGUGCUACGCUACGGCAUAGCAUAGGGAUCAUAGUGCCUUAUGAGUCAUACCGAACGUACGAUGUUUCAUAGUUCUGCUCUCGAGGAAGGUGGUUCGCGCGAUGUUCGACUUACAUAAGCAGCGCUUCCGACCGGCAGCUGCAGCGGCCACCGUCCCCUCAUUCCUUCAGCUCCCCUCCAGUGGAGCCUCCACACGAGCUU
This is a messenger RNA of Rhodofomes roseus, 887 nucleotides long. Its product is annotated as 60S ribosomal protein L11. Lineage: Eukaryota; Fungi; Basidiomycota; Agaricomycetes; Polyporales; Fomitopsidaceae. The coding region runs from base 76 to 609 and encodes 177 amino acids. Gene Ontology annotation, cellular component: cytosolic large ribosomal subunit; ribosome. Gene Ontology annotation, biological process: translation. Gene Ontology annotation, molecular function: structural constituent of ribosome; RNA binding. The record is from RefSeq and is a predicted model, not a curated record. The transcript has 4 exons.